Messenger RNA from Lucilia cuprina (Australian sheep blowfly), 7083 nucleotides. RefSeq lists its product as uncharacterized. The transcript is spliced from 17 exons. The record is from RefSeq and is a predicted model, not a curated record. Gene Ontology annotation, biological process: transmembrane transport; potassium ion transport. Gene Ontology annotation, cellular component: membrane. The coding region runs from base 1516 to 6048 and encodes 1510 amino acids. NCBI's taxonomy places the organism in Eukaryota, Metazoa, Arthropoda, Insecta, Diptera, Calliphoridae. Gene Ontology annotation, molecular function: voltage-gated potassium channel activity.
AUAUGAAUCUAAUCUUCGUUUAUGUGAAAUACGGAUCAGAUUCUUUUCUAUAAGAAACGAGAUUCAGAAUUCAAGCUCUUUUUUAUAUAAAAAAGUGUGUCUUUUAGAAUCAUAUUAAUUUCUAUACAAAACAAAUACGAUUUCAUUUCUAUAUAGUAAUUAGAUCAUAUAACUUACUCUAAGAAACGAAAAUCAGAAUCCGAUCUUAUUCCAACAUGAAAAGAGGACUAGAAUCGAAUAUCUGUAAUUAGGAAAAUAGUGUCAUAAUUUGAUCUCUUUUUUAAAUAACGAAAAGAUCAGAUUAUUUUUUCUAAGAAACGAGGAUCAGAAUACGUUCACUACACGAACCCAUUUCCAUCAGAAUCAGAUUCAUUUUCUUUAACAAUCUUUUAUAAAACAAAAACGAGGAUCGUUUUCAGCAUGAAAAAGAGGCUUGGCAUUGAAUUUUUUUCAAUACAAAGAAAGAAAACUAGGAACUAGUAUCAGAAUGCGAUCGCUUUUCUAUAUUAAAAUUAAAUUACUUACAAUCAGAAUCAUAUCUCUGUUCUAUAUGAACUAUUUAUUUCCAAUGUAUUUUUAAUAUAAAAUUAUCAGAUUACAACUUACGAUUAGAUUGUGAUCUUUUUUUGUAGGAAGAGAAGAUAAAUCUGUUGUCUUAUUUUAUAUUAUCAGUUUCUUUUCAGAAUUUGAUCUCUUUUCUGUAUAAUUUGGUUAAAAUUUCAUUAAUUUUCUACAUGAAAAGAGAAUUAGAAAUCGAUCUUUAUUCUAUAAAUGUAAAUAAGAAUCUGGCCCAUUUUAGGUAUAAAGAUGUUGAACUCUUUUCUAUAUAAAAAAUGAUCAGAUUUGUCUGUAAAUAGGGGAUCAAAAUCGAACCUUUUCUAUAAAGAGAGAGAGAGAGCGAGCGAAAUUUACCACUUUUCUAAAAAAUUCAACUGACGUUUAUCUUGUAUGAAAGUAUGAUCAAAAUCUAAUUUCGAUCUCGAAAUUCAGAUCCAUCAGUAAAUAUUGAGAUGACGUCUUGGUCUAAAAAAUAUAUAUUUUUUAAUAAACUAAAAUUACUUAACGUGUAUUAGUGUUAAACAAUUUCUCUCUAAAUAACCAUUUCUGUCAAAAUACGAAGCAUGUGUUCAGGUGGAAAAAAAGCUUUAUUGUCGACACACACACAUACCAAAGGCGAAAUAACAAAAAAGCUUUUUAUAUUCGAAUAACAGGAUUCAAGUGUUCUCUCUCUCAAUGAAGAAAUACACAGUUAUUUUGUAAUCGUUUUUAUGUGUUUUUUUCCUUGUGUGUCCUUACUAUUGAUUUUCAACCAGAAAAAAAGGCGAAAACGACAAGUUGAAUAACAGUUGAAACACAAUGAGAAUGAAUUGUCAGCUUUAUUACUCGUGGGCCAUCCGUAACGUAUAGUUUAAGCAAAGAGGAACUAAAGGAAUAACGACGCUUUCGAUUAAAUAAUACACAAUAAAAUAGAGCGGAAGGAGCGUAAAUGUUUUUUAAAUUUAACGUCAGAGUAAAAUGCACGUUAAACCAACCACCCAACGAAGAGUAAGUGGACCUGGAGCAUUUGGAACAUACACCGACCAAUGUGCUAGCAGAGAAAACUUGUAUAGUAGUGAUCAACAACAACAGCAACAACAAAAUCAUCAAUUUAAACAACAACAAUUAAAGCAACAACAGCGCCAACAACCGCAACACCAUUCGCAUCAACAUUUGCUGCGCCAGUCUCUGAUCAACCUUACAAGCGCUCAGAACACACAGACUCAGACUGCUCCUCUAUACAGUAGUCAUUCGGAUAAUAACAGUUAUUGUAGUGCCGUAACCACACAAGAAGGAGCAACCACCUCCGAUCAAGAUCAAGAACAACAAUACCAUCAUCUACAGCAGCAAACGACUGGUGAUCAAAACAGUGGUAGCGUUAGUUAUCGGUCGCGUAAUACGUCGCGUAAAAACAGUGAUCACGUUUCGUCCUCUACGCGUAAUCAGCUGCACAAAUCGAUAUCGUGCAGUUGUGAGUCUCUUAAAUGUGCACUAGUUGUUAGUGAUACGUUACCGGCUGCAACAUCCACCACCAACACCACAACACACACCACUAGUGCUAAAGGUGCGUCACGCAACUAUUACGGUCUCAGCACCGACAACGACAACGAAUUCUUACUUGACAGCGAAGUUAAACCACACCGCGAGGAGAAAGGUAGUGAUUUCGGCAAGCCUAGCAGGCUAGGCGGCAACGCCAACACCACCUGCCCCCGAAGUUCAACAGGUGAUGAUCAUCACUCACUGCAGUACGAGACAUCAUCAGCAGGCUUACGUUUUAGUAGCGUUUCAAAACAAAACUCUUACGAUAGUGGUUCACCGCAGCUGUUGACCCUUGCGGACGCCAAUCAGCGUUAUCAUCAGCAGCAACACAGCCCAACCAGUCGCCUAUCGUACAGCCCCAACAGCAAAAGUAGUAGCUUGGCCAUAGCCGAUGAUUAUCAGGAUUCACAGCAAACACAGGGAGAUUUUAAACAUCUAGUCGUUCAUAAUCUAAGCAACUCGGAUCCGUUAAGCCAAACCAGCAGUUAUAGUCAUCAUCAACUAGAAGACGUCAACAAUUGUCCACUGCUAAAGACACAUUAUAGUGAUUGUAAUAUUUAUGCCAAGAACGAAUUAGAUUCGCAAUCACAGCAACCGGACAAGCAGCAGUUGGUAAAUAAAGCCUAUAUCUUCAAGUGCAUCGGGAAUAGUCCGUCUUUCCUGAAAACCAAUAAAAUCAAAGAACAGUCGCGUAAACUGAGAAAUCUGUCGCUGAAAACUCAUCCUACGGGCAAGAAAAAAAGUCAAAUACUAGCCAAGUCAAACGCGGUGUCCGAUAACUCUUUGCAUCCGGGAGACAAGUAUCUUAAUCUCUACCUGGUGGAGAAGAAACAGCAACAACAACAACAGCAGCAGCAACAACAGUCGACAUCAACUUCACCAUCUGUGGCUUCCGGACACCAAGUGUCGCGACACAGUACCCCUUACAUAGUGAACGGUGCUGUCAAGUCCUCAUAUCCCACAUAUCGUUCCUCAAUUAAAAGUGAAACAGCCGUAAGUGCCGUCUUAGCAGCAGCCGCCGCAGCAGCCGCAUCCGCCAACAGUAGCAAUUCGUAUUUGCAGCAACAGCAACAGGUAUUCGGCGGCAAAAGUAGUAGUGUCAAUUAUUUAUCCUCCAACCCAACCUCCAGCAAACAGCAGCCGCACCAGCAGCAAUAUAAAACAGCCAAAAUUAAUAACAAAGGCUGCAAUCUGGUCAACAACGGCAACAAACUUAGUGUUAGCACUAAUUCGUGCAAUCGCCUACAUGCCGGCUCACCCCAUGCAAUAUCACCGAAAAGUUCUUUAUCGAGUAACGGACAUCUCAAUAAGUAUUGUCUGACCGAUAUAAGUCGUCGCAAAACCGAAUUCAAUCGACAGCUUAGUGCACCGACUGAUUACACCCAUCAUUCAUCGAGUAACGGUUCCCAUCAGUCCACCAACGAGGUCGUUGGCGGCGAAUCAACAUCGACCGUUGCCAGUGCUGGCGUCAAAACACCAGCUUACUUGCAACAACAUUCGUUACCCAAUCAACAGCAGCAACAACAGAAAAAUCCACAAAACCAACAGACACCACAUACUACACACUAUCAGCCCCAUUAUCAUCAGCAUCACCAACAUCAUCAUCAGCAGCAACAACAGCUGCAUCAACACCAACAUCCCCAUCAUCAACAACAACUACUACAGCAGCAGCAACAUCACUAUCAACACAGUCAACAGCACCUUCCACAACAUCACUCAGCAACAGUAUUAACGAAACCAACAUCGAACUCGUGUACGAACAGUUUUAAUAGACGCCACAUUAAACGUCAGAAAAAUACGAAAUUAAAUGAAAGACUACUACGUCGUGAUAGUGAAGAUUCCUCUGUUCGAUGCUCGUACUGUUCAGUACUAAAUGUCAAUGAGAACGAUUUAAGGAGAUCAUUUGAGAAUACCUGCACCGAUUCAUUGGUAACAGCUUUUGAUGAUGAGGCUUUACUAAUAUGCGACCAAGGAAACGAAAUGGCAAGCACAAAGGUUCACUUUGAUGACGUAUCGUUGUACGGGACUCCGAAAGAGGAGCCAAUGCCUUCCAUCCCCAUUGUUUCGGAAAAAGUUUCAGCGAAUUUCUUAAAAAGUCAAUUGCAAUCAUGGUUUCAACCAACCGACAAUCGGUUGGCCAUGAAACUAUUUGGCAGCCGCAAGGCCUUAGUCAAAGAAAGAAUACGUCAGAAGACUUCCGGACAUUGGGUUAUUCACCCAUGCAGUUCAUUCAGGUUUUAUUGGGACCUUUGUAUGCUUUUAUUAUUAGUAGCAAAUCUUAUUAUCCUGCCAGUCGCAAUAUCAUUCUUCAACGAUGAUCUAAGCACACGAUGGAUUGCCUUUAACUGCCUAAGUGAUACUAUUUUUUUAAUAGAUAUUGUAGUCAAUUUUAGAACAGGAAUUAUGCAACAAGACAACGCUGAACAAGUUAUUUUGGAUCCCAAGCUUAUAGCCAAACACUAUUUAAGAACAUGGUUUUUUCUUGAUUUAAUUUCAUCGAUACCAUUGGAUUAUAUAUUUUUGAUUUUCAAUCAAAUUAUGAAAUUGCAGGACUUCUCCGAUUCCUUUCAAAUUUUACAUGCCGGUCGUGCCCUACGAAUAUUACGCUUAGCUAAACUCUUAUCAUUGGUCCGAUUGUUGCGCUUGUCCAGGCUGGUGCGCUACGUAUCACAAUGGGAGGAAGUAUAUAUUCUGCAGAAUCUACAGAAAAAAAGUGCUGAUCGAAGAGGGAGAAUGCACAGAAAAGACAAAGAAGGCUUAACAAAAAGCAACCUAAUUUUAAAGUUCCACUCGUUUCUAAAUAUGGCAUCGGUGUUUAUGAGAAUUUUCAAUCUGAUAUGUAUGAUGUUGCUAAUUGGUCAUUGGAGUGGUUGUUUACAGUUUUUAGUGCCAAUGUUACAAGGUUUUCCCUCAAACUCAUGGGUAUCAAUCAAUGAAUUGCAGGAGUCAUAUUGGCUGGAACAAUAUUCAUGGGCUUUAUUUAAAGCAAUGUCACAUAUGCUAUGCAUAGGUUAUGGCAGAUUUCCGCCCCAAUCCUUAACCGAUAUGUGGUUGACAAUGUUAUCCAUGAUAUCGGGUGCUACAUGUUAUGCUUUGUUCCUGGGUCAUGCUACAAACUUAAUUCAAAGUUUAGAUUCGAGUAGGCGUCAAUAUCGCGAAAAGGUCAAACAGGUUGAAGAGUAUAUGGCGUAUCGUAAAUUACCGCGCGAUAUGCGUCAACGUAUAACCGAAUAUUUCGAGCAUCGUUAUCAAGGUAAAUUCUUCGAUGAAGAAUGUAUAUUAGGAGAAUUGAGCGAAAAAUUAAGAGAGGAUGUUAUCAAUUAUAAUUGUAGAUCUCUCGUUGCGUCAGUGCCUUUUUUUGCAAAUGCUGACUCCAAUUUCGUUUCUGAUGUUGUUACAAAACUUAAAUACGAAGUAUUUCAACCAGGUGAUAUUAUUAUAAAAGAAGGUACAAUUGGUACCAAAAUGUAUUUUAUACAAGAAGGUGUGGUCGAUAUUGUUAUGGCCAAUGGAGAGGUGGCAACAUCUUUAUCGGAUGGUUCAUAUUUCGGUGAAAUUUGUUUGCUAACAAAUGCCAGACGUGUGGCCAGUGUGAGAGCUGAAACAUAUUGUAAUCUAUUCUCACUGAGUGUCGAUCAUUUCAAUUGUGUGCUGGACCAAUAUCCUCUCAUGAGAAAAACAAUGGAAACUGUUGCUGCCGAACGUCUUAAUAAGAUUGGCAAGAAUCCGAAUAUAAUGCAACAAAAAGAUGAACAAUUAAGCAAUCCAGAAUCAAAUACAAUAACAGCGGUGGUUAAUGCUUUAGCCGCUGAAGCGGAGGAAUGUAAAGAUGACAGUGAGAUUGAUCCCAAAGAAAAUCUAUUACAUGGUUCGAUGUCAAGUAUAGCAGAGCCCAUACAAACAAUACGUGAAGGUUUACCCCGUCCUAGAAGUGGUGAAUUUCGUGCAUUAUUUGAGGGCAAUACUCCAUGACACUGAGAAAAAUUAUUAUCAACGGCAUCGACACCGACACUACAAUUGCACUAUUAUCAUAAGCAUUUGUUGGCAUUUAGUGUUUGUGGUGUUAGAAGAGCAACACUGUGAAUUAUUUACAACAACAACAUCAAUCUUAAUCAUCAACAACAACUACAGCAACAGCAGCAGCAGCAGAAGCAUUAGUAAAACGCAGUAAAUUGUUAUUUAUAUUCAAGCCUCAUAUAUUGCUAUUUCAAGCAGCCUUUUUAUAAAAAAAAUACCUAAAGAAAAUACUUAAAACUUAAGAGAAAAAUAUAUUAAAAUGGUUUAACAUUUGACAGUUCCAUUUAAUAUAUUAUAUUUACUUUUUUUCUAUACAUAUAUUAACUUUACUCUAUAGGAAUUUCUUAACAUUUAUCUGUCAAUUGUUUAAAGUGUUAAGCAAAUUCUAAGAUAUUUUUCUAUUAAGUUUUUCCUCAAAAAAAAUAUAUAUUAAAACCAAAAUACUAUAUAUUAAAUAUAUAUAUAUAUAUCAUGCUUUAACACCAAAUUAUUCUAGCGGUUGCUUUAAAGUCCAUUUUAAGUUCAAAUAUCAUUUAAAAUUACAACAACAACAGUUAAACUAAACUAAAUUAAACACAAUCAAAAAGAAAAGAAAAAUAAAACGAUAGACAGACCGACAAAACUAUUAACGAAUUAAUUAAACAAUAAAACUAAUAGAGAAUUUAAUUAACAAAAAAAAAACAAAAUUAAAGAAAUAUUUCAGUUUUUACACUAUUAUUAUACUCAUAUUAACUCAAUUACAACAAACAAUAACAACAAAAUUACAAAUAAACAAUUACAAUUACAAUUACAACCCAACCUAUUACAUACAUCAAUAAUACAUUUACUUACAUAUACAAGGAGAUAAACUGCAAUUAAUUAAUAAUAACAAAAGUAAAAAAGAAAAGAAACAAAACAAAACAAAAACAUAAAAGUCCUCAAUAAUUUAAACAAAACAAAAACAAAUAAUAACAAAUUUUUUCAGCUCCGCAAACUGUGAUGACUUAAGUA